Messenger RNA from Mixia osmundae IAM 14324, 1512 nucleotides. RefSeq lists its product as uncharacterized. The record is from RefSeq and is a predicted model, not a curated record. NCBI's taxonomy places the organism in Eukaryota, Fungi, Basidiomycota, Mixiomycetes, Mixiales, Mixiaceae. The coding region runs from base 1 to 1512 and encodes 503 amino acids. Gene Ontology annotation, molecular function: manganese ion binding; metalloaminopeptidase activity. Gene Ontology annotation, biological process: proteolysis. Gene Ontology annotation, cellular component: cytoplasm. The transcript is spliced from 5 exons.
AUGGCAACAAGUAUCAUCGUCAGGUCAGAUGGCACGCCGCUGAAUCAAGCAGCUUUGACGGAUGUCAAGGCACUGUGGUCGGUCAGCAAGGCAAAGUCAAAGCAAGGCGAAUCUCGACUGUUCUAUGGUGUCGGUCGUAGCAAGCAGACCGUAUGCGCCCUGGGCAUAGGAGACCAGGAUCCCAAGACAGAUAUCGAAAAGCGAGAGGUCUCUCGCAAGCUCGCAGCAACGGCUGCAAAGCAAUUGGGAGAUCUCGAAGAGCACAUCAAGAUUGAUCCGGUGUACUCGCCCCAUGCUGCAGCAACGGGCGCCCAUCUCGCACUAUUUGCUUGGGAUCUCAAGACGUCGGAAAAGGCCAAGGCUGCUCUCGCCAAGAGCAGAGCUGUGAAGCUCGAACUUUCGACAGACGCGGAGCUGCAAGAACUGCCUGCCAACCUUUGUACUCCCACUAUCUUCUGCGAGCGUGCCCAAGAACUCUUCAAGGAUCACUCCAGCGUCACUGUGAACGUACAUGAUGCAGACUGGGCAAAGAGGGAACGCAUGAACAUGUUUCUCAGCGUUGCAGCAGGCUCACAUGAGCCUUGUAAAUUCCUCGAGGUUGUCUACGAAGGCGCGCCAGAGAAGCAGCGGAUCGCAUUUGUCGGCAAAGGCAUUACUUUUGACUCUGGAGGUAUCACUCUCAAGCCAGGAGCAGACAUGAAGGCCAUGCGAUCUGACAUGGGCGGUGCUGCAAACUUACUUUGUGCUCUUCAUGCUAUCGUCAAGCUCAAGCUACCGCUGAACAUCGUCUUUGUCGCUCCACUGACCGAGAAUAUGCCAGGUGGCAAGGCUACGAAGCCAGGCGACGUAUUCACAGCUCGUUCUGGCAAGACUGUCGAGGUAGAUAAUACCGACGCUGAAGGCCGACUAGUGCUUGGGGAUGCGCUCAACUAUGUCUCGACAAAGUAUCGGCCGUCUACGAUCAUCGAUGCGGCCACGCUCACGGGCGCUGCCGUCAUCGCUCUCGGCAAGGUGUACGCCUCUGUUCACUCGAAUUCAGAUGAGCUAUGGCAAGAGCUUGAGGCGGCGGGCAAGGCCGAGCACGAUCGUUUUUGGCGGAUGCCCUUUGAUGAGGACUAUAUCCACUAUCUGAGCGAGACCAGCGCAGAUCUGUGCAACGUGGGACCCUUCGCAGGCGACGGCGCCAUCGCAACGAUGUUCCUUCGUGAGCACGUCGAUGGACUCGCUUGCAAUUCCGCAGAGAGCGAUGCAGUUGACACUGUGCGAUGGGCUCACAUUGACACGACACCCGUGAUGCAAUUCACAAAGACACUGAACGAUUACGAACGUGUUGGCAUGAGCGGUCGUCCCGUCAGAGCAAUCAUCGAAUGGGCACAAGCUGGCCACAACCUUUUGCAUCAUUGCAGUGACAACAGCCUGAGAGUGAACCUUGCUCUGGGCGCGAGUCUGCCGCAUGCAGCGCACCGACCGGCGCUUGUCUGGGAGGCGUCCUGCGAUGCGCACACGGCUUGA